UUUUAGAUGACUAGCACAUGUUUAAUUAAAAUUUUUUUUCUAAGCUUGUUUAAUUAAAUUGCUUAGCCUGCAUGUUCACCGGAGAGGGCUGUACUGACUACUUUCCCCUCUGCAACAUACAUCUUACCCUUGAAAUCCUCAACUACCCUCUUUCUAACCUCUCAUUAUCCAAUAUAUGAUUUAUUUUAUUUUUUGCACGGAAACGGAGAAAAGAGGGCGUUUGAUCGAGCACCAUUGGCUACUGUGUCGUUUCCCAUCGCUCCUAAGAAAUGGAAGUUUCAUUAAACUAAAGAGAGAAGAAAAAAAAAAAGUUUGUUUGCUCCAAAGGAUUACAAGCAAAAUCAUUAUCAUGGAGCAUUCUUUGAGCUAAAUUAUGAGGUUGCCUGUACAUUCUCUCAAUGGAAGAUGACAUGAUAAUGGACAAAAAGCGCAGAAAAACUGCUUCAGCAGAUUUUCUUUUACAGUGGAGCCAGUGGCAACUGCUUGAUUCCAUUCUCCCUACUGGUGGUUUUGCUCAUUCUUUUGGUCUUGAGGCAGCAAUUCAAGCACGCAUAAUCUUGGGUCAUGAAGAUUUUAAGAAUCAGGUGAUUCAUAUUUUGGAGAAUACAGGAAGUUUGCUUCUUCCUUUUGUGUACUCUGCAACCAACUCUCCUGAUUUGGAUACCUGGCAAAGGCUUGACAGAAUAUUGGAUGCUACUUUAACCAAUGAAGUAAGUCGAAAGGCAUCUAUUGCGCAAGGAUCAGCUCUUAUGAGGGUGGCUGCAGCUGUUUUUACUGAAGUCCCUUGUCUUAAAACGAUGAGAGAUGCAUGUAUUGGUUCUGGGGCUGUUUCUUUUCACCAUGCUCCCAUCUUUGGCAUGAUAUGUGGACUUCUUGGGAUGGAUAGUGAGACUUCUCAAAAAGCUUACAUUUUUAUCACAAUGAGGGAUGCAAUUUCUGCUGCAACAAGGCUGAAUUUGGUUGGACCUCUAGGUGCAGCUGUAUUGCAGCAUCAGCUGUGUCUUGUUGCUGAAACUGUAUUGAAAAAGUGGAUGGACCAUACAGUUGAGGAAGCGUGCCAAACAGCUCCUUUGCUUGAUACUCUACAGGGCUGCCAUAGCUAUUUGUUUUCUAGAUUGUUUUGCUCUUGAUAUCUCAGGUAAACGCAUACAUUCUUCAUAAAUGCUCAUUUUUCUUAUUUUCAAUGGUUUCACAAUAUGUGGAUGUAUGACUGAGAGAGGAAGAGAAAAUGGGAGAGAAACAAAUGCAUUUUUACUCUAUUGGUUUAUUAAGUAAAUCGUUCAUAAGUUUCUUA
Messenger RNA from Hevea brasiliensis (rubber tree), 1294 nucleotides. RefSeq names its product urease accessory protein F. The coding region runs from base 399 to 1130 and encodes 243 amino acids. NCBI's taxonomy places the organism in Eukaryota, Viridiplantae, Streptophyta, Magnoliopsida, Malpighiales, Euphorbiaceae. Gene Ontology annotation, molecular function: nickel cation binding. The record is from RefSeq and is a predicted model, not a curated record. The transcript is spliced from 3 exons.